UACGCAGGCGCCAGGGAGCACUGAUGACGUCUUACUACUCCGCCCGGGAAGUUUCUUCUCGUUGUAUUUGGCUUAGAAGCCGGUGAUAGGAUUACAGCAGUAGAAUGGUUGGCGGGUUUGUGGUGAAUACUAGUUAAGCUGUUUUAGCUUUCCGGGGACAAGGAACCUUCCCUGCUGGCAGCGCCGCACAGGAGAGAAGAAGAGGCCAAAUGAGAAGGAGAGACGUGGACUUCAGCUGCCCCCCAUACGGCUGCGAUGGCAUCACAGAAGAGAAAGUCACCUCCGGUGAGAUCUUCUGCAAAACGCCAGAAGCUUGAUAAAGACCAUGAACACCAUUCUGUAACCACAAAAAAGACAAAUGGCAAGUCAAAAACGUCUACAGCUAAUCAUACUUCGGCUAAAAAGAAAAGUGUACUGAAACCCCAAGUGAAAGCAAAUACUCCUGCAAAAAAAGCCAUCAAGAAGCCACCUUCAAGGCUGUCUCCACAGAAAGUUUUGCAAAAAAAAAUAAAUGAGAGAAAAUCAGCCAAAGCUAAUACAGCUAAAAGUGUGCCUGUAAAACGGUCAGUAUUGAAAACAACCAAAGAAGCACCGACUUCAAGCAGAAUUACCCAGGUGUCACGUAGUUCAGGUCAAGCUUCUACAGCAUCAAAAAGGGGUAAAGCAGAAAAUAAGAGAGCAAAUAUGCAAAAUUCAAAAAAUACAUCUAAGGUUGGAAAAAACCUAGUUAAGAACACUUCUUUAGCUAGGCUGAAAGUAUCUGCAUCUGGGAAAAAUGAGAAAAGCAAAACAGGCACUAAAAGAAGCUCUAGACUCUUGGAACUGAAACAAGGAAAAGCGCAGAGCAAAGAAACACCAAAAAAUGCAAAGAAAAAUCUAAGUAUUAGGUGUACUAAAACAGAACCCUUAAAGGGCAGACCCACCUCUGUGAAAAAAACCCCAGCACAAAAUAAAGGAAAUAUUGAGCUUCGGGGCAAAGCUGACAGAAAAUCUAUCCAAAAGAUUUCUGCAAGUAAAGAAUCUGCUGUAAUUGGUAAGAAGAAAGCACACAUUUGCACAAUCACUCAUGCACAGCCAAAGGAAAGCUCCAGCAAAAAACAUGGUAAGCAGUUGCAAGUAACUAUAACAUCAUCCCAAGCAAAGAAAUCAAAUAGCAGGCAAUCUAAGAGAACCCCACGGCUUUCAAGUUUGUCGCCUGCAAAUAGGAAAACACAGAGGGGAAAGACACAGGAAUGCCAAGGGCAAGGUAUAAAAACUGCUGUUAAAAGCAGGACAUUAAGGACCAGAGUAAAAGGACCAAAUGAGGGAACAAAACUGAAGGCAAUUCAAAAUGAAGGAAUAAAAAACAUGGGCACUAAUAAUGGUAAAGCGAUAGAACUGGCUUCCUUCAAGUCUAAUACAGAUGUAACUGAAAAUGAGGUGGAUGCAUGCUGUCUUUCUUCUGGUGUAUCUCUUUCUAAAGAGCCUUUAGAGAAAGCAGAACCCACAAAAUGGAAAACAUCCAGUACAGAUACCCCAGCAAAGAAAAAAACACCCUGUGCUAAGGCUUCACCUAAAAAGGUCACAGUAGAGAGACGGAAAACUGUUUCAGGUACUGCUAAAAAUAAACCAACCCCUUCACUUCCAGAUGUCCCUAAAGCUAAGAGGAUAAGUAUUCUUGAUAUAUGUAAUGAAAUAGCAGGGGAAAUUGAGUCUGAUACAGUGGAAGUAAAAAAAGACGUGCCAAGUUCUCAAGAUAUGCAACAGAAAGACCAUCUAAUUGAGGAGAACAAAGAGAGCGCACAACCUGAAGCCAUACAUCUCUGCCAUGGCGAAGAGAAAAACAAGAGUCAUUCCAAACGAUUCUUUUCAAGUAGAACAGCUGUAAGGCUCAAAUGUAAGUUAGACAGGAAAACCAGUCCAGCACUGAAGAACUCAAAAUGGAACAAAAUCAAACUAAAUAAAGCAAAUAACUUAUCUCGAAUGAAUAUACCAAGGAAUCGUGCUAUUCUUCCCAAUCUGGAUGUGAUAAAGGCAAGGUCAAAACUUUCCCAGACUGGCCAGUUGGCUGCUAGCACCUUAGAUAAGACUUUGGAUAAAAAAUUACCUGUGGAAAUGAAUACAGUGUCUUAUUUACCUGAUUCUAAAAAAACGAAGCCUGCAGCUAUACAGAAGAACAAACAGGAAAAGACUGAAAAUGGUGUGUUGGACAAGCACAUAAAUCAUGAUCUUGAAAUAACAUUUGAUGAGGGUUUCAGGUUGCAUUUAGAUUCUAGUCCAGAAAGUUCUCCAUUGAAGAAGCCUCCAACGAAACCACCUCAGUUACAAUCUGAGCAACAGAAUCCAGAUGUGAUUGCAUCUAAAGCCUGUGCUUCCAAGCAGCUGUUUAAUAGCUCACUAACAGACCAGAUGGCACCAUCUGAUGAGGGGAGGAAUAGACUGACAAGCCGUGUAUCAUCUGCAAAAUCUACUUCCUCAGAAGCAAAUAUUCAGAAAGAAGUGAAGAAGCUGAAAGAAGCAGAGAAAGAUGGCAACAAACAAGCAAUUAUAGAUGCAGGUCAGAAACGUUUUGGAGCUAUAUCCUGUAAUGUUUGUGGAAUGCUAUAUACAGCAUCAAAUCCUGAGGAUGAAGCUCAACAUCUGCUCUUUCAUAACCAGUUUAUCAGUGCUGUGAAAUAUGUGGGCUGGAAGAAAGAAAGGAUUGUUGCAGAAUUCCCUGAUGGUAGGGUAAUCAUGGUAUUGCCAGAUGACCCUAAAUAUGCACUGAAAAAGGUUGAUGAGAUUAGAGAAAUGGUUGAUAAUGACCUGGGUUUCCAGCAGGUUCCUCUUAGGCUCCAUUCCAGAACCAAGACUCUUCUGUUUAUUAGCAAUGAUAAAAAAGUUGUUGGGUGUUUAAUAGCAGAACAUAUACAGUGGGGCUACAGAGUGAUUGAUGAUUUAAGUCCCGAGGGUACAUCGGAGAAAGAGAAAGCAAUUUCUGAGAGAGUGAAGGCAUGGUGCUGCUCAACAUCUCCGGAACCAGCAAUCUGUGGUGUGAGUCGCAUUUGGGUCUUUUCGAUGAUGCGCCGAAAGAAAAUUGCAUCCAGAAUGCUUGAGUGUUUAAGGAAUAACUUUAUCUACGGCUCCUUUCUGAAUAAAGAUGAAAUUGCAUUCUCAGAUCCGACUCCUGAUGGCAAACUCUUUGCAACUCGCUAUUGUGGCACCAGUCAGUUCCUUGUGUACAACUUUGUCAGUGGGCACAGUUGAAUGUGCCAAAGAGGAGGCCACCUAACUACCCAUCUGCAUCCGUUUCCAUGUAUCCUAACAAUGAACUCAGGAUACGAGCAGCUACGUUGCUGUUCGGUUUUCAUAAAAACUGGGAAAAAAAGACUCUGGGGAAAAAGCUUAAAUUUUUUAAAGCAGAUAUUUUGUUAUCUUUUUUCAAAAGAUGCCGGUUGAAGUAUUUUCUAUAUAGUAUUCUAGUCAUGUUUACAUGCAACAAUUGAUUUUGUUCAUAGUGGACUAAACUAUAUUGUACAGACGGAAGACAUUGUGAUGAGUGUGAACUGAAGGCUCCUGGGUAGGUGUAUACAAGUACAGCUGUUUUAUGUAUAGAUUUUAAUUUAUUUAGGGCUAUGCACUCAUCUUGCACCACAUUCCCUGCCUGGAAAUUGGCUUGCCCAUAAUGCUUUGCAGUAACAAAAUGUCAGUUUGUGUCACAUUCUUAGUGAUUUGGAGAUUGUGUUCUAUUUUUUGGUGGUUACAUUUUGGUGGUUCCGAUUAUGAGCCAGUAGAACCAGUGGACUAAUAGUAUGGUCCCUUUGGGUCCUUACAUACUGAGACUGAAUAAGUGAGUACAAGUGCAAACAGUAUUGGAGAUUGAGAUUUUCUCGUAUUUCAUCCAGAAAUUCAUAUUUUCAAUUCUUCAGUAUUACAGAUUUAACGGCAAUGGAUCUGCCAGUAAAUCUGUAAUCACCUGUUUCACGCUUGGCCUGAACCCAAAUUCUGCUCGCUGGUUAGCCCCGCAUUGUCUCAUUCCUCUCUCCCCUACCCAGCAUCACCCAGGCAGGCUCUUGCGCUUUUAUAAACAUCACUAAAAAUGUUUAUUUUUAACGAGUUCUGUUCUAAUAGAGAAAAGGACAAAUUCUGGUCAAGGUUGUGUGUGACCUGGUAGUUUCAUAUUCACUGGCUUUUAGAUGUGUGCUCUGUAUAUACCUUCCCAGGCCUUCCGAAUGAUACUUGUCUGCUUUUAGUCACUCUUUUUAAAGGGUUUAUACUGUAUGUUGAUUAACUGCUGUGGCCUUUCUGUAAAUGUGUAGAAUAUGAAUUUAAAAAAAAAAAUGCAAAUCUUUCUUUUAAUUAAAGUUUUCAGUGGUUUAAAA
Molecule: messenger RNA, 4340 nt
Organism: Xenopus tropicalis (tropical clawed frog)
Lineage: Eukaryota; Metazoa; Chordata; Amphibia; Anura; Pipidae
Gene: esco1
Product: establishment of sister chromatid cohesion N-acetyltransferase 1
Exons: 10
Coding region: 256-3225 (989 amino acids)
Cellular component (GO): nucleus
Source: RefSeq, a predicted model, not a curated record